AUGGCUGACGCUCCUCCUUCACUUCCGGGCCCUAUGCCCUCGUCUUUUGAUGGUGAAGGGGAAUUUCAUAAUGAACGUCCUAUGCAAAAGGUUGUUCGCAAGAUCAAGGAAGAACCUCUGAUCCCUCUGGGAAUUGGCUUGACGACUGCUGCCUUCAUCAACGCCUACCUAGCCCUUCGCCGUGGCGACUCAAAACAAGCAAACCGUAUGUUCCGAGCCCGUGUCGCAGCCCAGGGAUUCACCGUUUUCGCCAUGCUUGCCGGCAGCAUGUACUACCAGAAGGACCGAGAAAAGACCAAGGAGCUCCGUCAGCUCCAGGAGCAGAAGGACGCCGAAGAGAAGCGACAGAAGUGGAUUCGGGAGCUCGAGGCUCGUGACGAUGAGGAGAAGGCCAUGCGCGCAAAACUCGAGAAGAGAAGACAACAAGUUCAGGCACAGCGGGCCGAGGAAGCUCAAGCAACUGCUGCGUCUACCGAGGCGUCCAGCAGUGGAGGCAUCUUGAGCCGAGUCGGGUUGUGGCCCAAAGGAAGCAGUGACGAAAAGAAGGAUGUCGAGAAGGUUGUUGAGGAGGUUGUGAGCGAGGAAAACACCAAGCAGAAGAAGAAGAACCCCAAGAGCUCCCUUGGUGACCUCGGCGAAAUCAUCUCCAAGAAAAAGGAUUAA
Fusarium pseudograminearum CS3096 is the source of this 663-nucleotide messenger RNA. RefSeq lists its product as uncharacterized. Lineage: Eukaryota; Fungi; Ascomycota; Sordariomycetes; Hypocreales; Nectriaceae. The transcript is spliced from 3 exons. The record is from RefSeq and is a predicted model, not a curated record. Bases 1 to 663 code for a protein of 220 amino acids. Gene Ontology annotation, cellular component: mitochondrion. Gene Ontology annotation, biological process: mitochondrial respirasome assembly.